UGCUGCGCGAUGUCCACGCAGCGUUGUUUAUCAUUACCGCAUGUGUGAAAAUUCUCCUUCCCCACCUCCCCUUCCCUCCCUCCCAGCCCCACGAUUUUCGCCCCCUUUCCCAUGCUCAGACGUUCUGAAAUGUAACAUCCGUCGGUUGUUGUGUUAGCCGGUUUGGAACGACGGAGUUAGGAGAGGGUGUCGAAAAGGCGCGAAACGGACAUGUGCUCCACGGAAUUUGGUACCCGAGUGAUUUCGAUAAGCACGAUCCGUGACCGUUGCCGGUGAUUCGCGGCGAAAGAUCCAAUCCGCGGGUUCUGAAUUACAAGUGUUUGCUUUACACUUCGUUCUGCGUCGUAAAGCGUUACUCUUCAACGACGAUGCAUUCGUCGUUUACCACUGUUCCCGGUCUGCGGCCUCGAGGUGUCUCGACGUAUGAAUAAUAACGUGACGUGCUAUGAAUUUGAAGGGAAAAGUGGGGAUGAAAAUAUUCCGUUUGGUUUCCAGUGACAAAUUUUAAUGUGCUUAUGGGAGUCAAAUGCCACGUAAUGGAGAGACGUUGAACGAUUGACAGUUUCUUCUACAAGAUUGCAUUCUUGACUCACGUCGAUGCGAAUACAAAGCGGAUCGCGAAAUUGUCACGCCUGUUUUCAUUCGUCCUUAGAUUAGACAGAGAGUUGCAGGAACGGGUUGAUAAACAAAUGAAGAAGAAUUUCUAAUAUUAACGAGAGACUAAUUUCAUACACUUAAGAGCACAGCGGGUUAUUGCCGCGUCAUUUGUAAGCAUGAAGAAACUUCCGUAUCUUAACUUGAGAAUCGCGUGUUCUUAACGAAAUCUCGAAAGUUCCAAGAUGCUUGAACCCGCUUUCGUUCUUCACUGACAUUUAUUUGGCCUUGCACCGAAAGUUAAGCUUAUUGCGAACCUUCGUUUCAACGCGCCUUUCAUUUCUCUUCCUCAAGCCACAAAGGAAAAGGUCGCUACAUUCGUUGAUAUUUAAACCGCUUCUGGAACUUGAAAAAAAUUUCGUCACGUCAGCUUGCGAUUCAAGAGGAAAGCUUAUUCCACGUGAAAGUAAUAAUUUAUUUUUAUCCGCUCGUCCUGAAUCGACUCGAGACUUUGAUGUAGAUUGGACAAAGAUGAUGUUAGAUCUCAAAGUUGACUAUCUGCAGCUGUGAAACGUUAUUCAGAGCUGCUUUCAAGCUUCCUUUUGCAGUUGUAACAUGUGUUGCUGUAAUUGCGAACUCUUUACACGGUGAUUCUUGGAUGUUCCGGUUACUCUGCAAUAAACCGUAAUGAGUAUAACCAGCCACGCAAACUUUGGAUAUUUUGGAAACUUUCGUUCAAUGUAGUCCGACUAAUUCACGUGAUCUAAUAUUAUCGUGGUUGAAUGCUCGGUAAUCCAGUAAAAAGAAUAAAAUUGGAAGUGAUCAGAUGAUGUCAACGUGACAGAGGCCAGGCAUAUAAACUUGGUAUAAAUACUCGAGUCAGAAUGUCAUCAAGGAUGGAGAUGCAAAUGAUGAACGAGGUUCAGGAGUCCUCGAAGUGCGUCAAGGUACUCUACAUGAUAUGGAAGUUCUUCGCGUGUGUCUUUAGUCACGUGACGCUAAUCAGCCUUGUCGUGGCUUACUGCCUCCUCGGAGGCUUGGCGUUCCAGGCUUUGGAAGCACCGAAUGAAAUAAAGGUUAGGGAGAGCAUAAGUCUGCUGCGGACGAACGUGACGGGUGAAUUGUGGAAAAUGACACUCGAAUGCAACGUCCUGGAUCAGGAAAAUUGGACGAGGGAAGCCAGAGGUCAAUUAGAGACGUUUGAGAAGGACUUACUGCAAAAGAUGGAACGUGAAGGGUGGGAUGGUUCCGAGCCGGAAGCAGAACUGCAGUGGACUUUCCCCGGCGCUCUCUUCUACUCAAUUAUCGUUAUUACCACCAUCGGAUACGGACACAUCGCGCCUAGAACGGCGUUUGGAAAAGUUGUGACAAUUUUUUACGCCAUUCUUGGAAUACCUUUGAUGCUUCUCUGCUUGUCGAGCAUUGGCGACGUCAUGGCGUCCAGUUUUAGGUUUUUAUACUGGAAAAUUUGCUGCUACGUCUGCACUAAGCCUCCACGAAGACGUCGAGGUCGCAACGCCAGAGGCACCAUUCGACAACCAGGAAGGUAUUCCAACCGAACGGCGUCGUUGAGGAGGUCAGUCCGCGUCAGCCAGAGAUCAGCGGAUUCGGCUCUCGGUUUGUCGGAAAGUGUCGGAAGGUCGUCUUACUCGGACAUGGAUUACAGGUAUCACCUCGAGGGAAUGGACUUGGCUACUGAUUUCCCGAGUACGAGGCCCUCGACGAUGUCCAGGUAUUCGGACAUCCCGGUAUCUUCGCCCAAGGUCAAAGGGGGAAGACUCACAACGGGAACGGCAUCGCUGGACCGAAAAGUUGCGGUGGAUCCCACCGAAGCCAAUCGGAUGCCCGUUUAUUUCAACAAGUACGCACUGGAUCCCGAAGACGAGACGCAGAAUGGCCAGCCCUCCAAAGUCGGUUCGAGGAAGCCGGAUAAUUUGAACGUCCGCGACACCGUCGAUGAGGCUUCGCGAACGAACAGAGCUUGCGGUACCGGGUCCCUACCUCGAAAUCAUCACCUGGCUGUUGAGUCUUCGAAUUUUCGACGUCAGUUUUCGCAGCCACCCCCGGAAAUCCGAGAGCCACAAGCAUCCAUCAGCACCGAUGUGGAUUCGAUGAAAAGAAGUAUGAGAAUGCGGCGAGCUCAGAGUUACUACGGUCCUGGUCGGCAUCCGCGGCACGCUUCUCCCUCCACGCGAUACAUAUCGUCGAUUGGAUACGCGGUCCACAGGCAGAAUUACGUCGACGACUUUGACGUCGACUACGACUAUUACGCCGACGACGGUGCCCUGCAGGUUCUCAAGCCCGUCCCAAUCUGGCUCUGCGUCUUUCUGGUGGUCAGCUACAUUUUCGGUGGUGGUUUUCUCUUCAGUACAUGGGAACAAUGGGCGUUCUUCGACUCUGCCUACUUCUGCUUCAUCACCCUGACCACGAUCGGUUUUGGUGACUUUGUACCGCAAGGGCUCGCAGGGAAGGGAAGCAUCGCCUUGUGCUCUUUGUACCUGUUGUUCGGAAUCUCCCUCUUGGCCAUGAGCUUUAAUUUGGUCCAGGAAGAAGUUAUCAACAACGUGAAGAGCCUCGCGAAGAGUCUGGGAAUCAUCAAGGACGAGGAGGGUGAGGAGGACGAGGACGAUUGAAUCGAGAUGAAUGUUCGUUGAAACUAGAAUUUUCUAAGAUCGGCACCAUUUUUGUUACCACCUUUUUCCACAACUGUUCAAGACAAAGAGCUUUUCGCUUCGAAAUACCCGAAAAUAAGAACAGCGAAAGUUACAACUCGAACUGUAACAUUUCAAAAGUCUUUACUGAUCUCGGUCUCGUUUGAAGAUCUUUCGUUAGUAUAAUUUACAGUCACAGAGUUGGACGGCGAUGAUACAGGAAAAAACUCUGGUCAAGGUCUUUUGCAAAAACCAAUUUUAUUAUAAAUACGAGAAAUUCACGACGCAGACGUUGAAAGCGUGGGUGAAGCAACGUAGAGGUUCAGUGAUGGCGUGGCUUGUAUUACAGCUACGCUUUGGAAAUCUACUAUUUACGUUUGAGAGUAUGCUUGAAAGUUAUCGUGAUAUGAAAAUAUACCGUGGCGUAUAUACGCUGUGUACAUUAUUCCGUAGAAUAUCUAUAUCGCGUAAAUUGACGCGUGGCAGAGCCUUUCUAAUCAUUUUGUAUAAUGCCUUGUUCACGUUAUGUCAUAAUUCAUUUUGUAUGUUCUUAUUUUAUUCAGUUAUACCUCGAAAUUCCUAUUUCCCAGAUUUCUGCUUCAAUCGUACAAAUACGACCCGCGUCACAGUGAAAUUAAAUAAAUAAUUGUAAGGUUGAUCGAGUCAUAGAUUUAAUCUAAUUGUACCCCUGACAUUUUCCAUCAGCUUGUACAAAUUCUCGUUCGCUGAAAUCGUAAUUUCGAUUUAUUUAUGGUAAUUACUUUAACAUCGUAUUUCACGAUAUAACGAAUCAAUGUUAUCUGAAAAUCGAAUCACGAUGCGUUGUCAAAUACACUUA
Molecule: messenger RNA, 4083 nt
Organism: Neodiprion virginianus
Lineage: Eukaryota; Metazoa; Arthropoda; Insecta; Hymenoptera; Diprionidae
Gene: galene
Exons: 11
Coding region: 1479-3227 (582 amino acids)
Biological process (GO): stabilization of membrane potential; potassium ion transmembrane transport
Cellular component (GO): membrane
Molecular function (GO): potassium ion leak channel activity
Source: RefSeq, a predicted model, not a curated record